AUGGCCCCCAUAGUACCGACUCCAGACUGGGUGAAGGCCCUCAAGCCCUCGGGCCCCCAAGGCUCCGAACUCCUUGCCAAGGAACGCGCCCAGAGCAACAUCCCCGUCGAGAAGCUUUCCGAGUUCCUCUUUUCCAAGGAAGCUUUGGAGCGCAAGCGGAGGAUUCUGCAGAUUCUCGAGGCCGAAAAGGUCUUCGACAAGUCGCAGAACUACUUCCAGGGCCGCAUUGAUCGCAUCGAGACGUCUUUGGCGAGAGCGAAGCGCCUGCGCCAGUUGACUGUCCAGCAUGGGUGGAGCGAAGACGAGUUCCGCGCCGCCGUUGACUUGAUCAGCGAGCCCACCCCCUAUGGCCUGCACGAGAGCAUGUUCCUUGUCACUCUCCGCGACCAGAGCACCCCCGAGCAGCAGAAGCUCUUUUACGAGAAGGCGGCAAACUACGAGUACAUGGGCUGCUAUGCACAGACGGAACUGGGCCACGGUUCCAACGUGCGCGGCCUCGAGACGCUCGCCAUCUGGAACCCCGACGACAAGACCUUCAUCAUCCACUCCCCACACUUGACGGCUGCGAAAUGGUGGAUCGGCUCUUUGGGACGCACGGCAAACCAUGCCGUGGUCAUGGCUCAGCUCAUCAUCAACAACAAGCCCUACGGCCCCCAUCCCUUCGUUGUGCCCAUCAGGGAUCUCAAGACGCAUCAGCCGCUGCCGAACAUCCACAUCGGCGAUAUCGGACCCAAGUUCGGUUACAACACCAUGGACAAUGGUUUCUUGCUCUUUAACAAGGUCAAGAUCCCCCACGUCAACAUGCUUUCCAGAUUCUCCAAGGUCGACCCCAAUACUAGCAAAUACAUUCGCCCCGAGAGACCGGCGCUCGUCUACGGCACUCUGACCUGGGUCCGGAGUAACAUUGUUAUGCAAGCUGGUGGCACUCUUGCACGCGGAGUCACGAUUGCAACGAGAUACUGCGCUGUCAGGAGACAAUUCCAGGACAAGGAUGCGACGGACAAGAAGGCUGGUGAGACGCAGGUCCUGGACUACACCAUGGUGCAGAUCCGUCUCUUGACGCUCCUGGCUGCCACUUAUGCUCUCCACUUCACCGGUAAGAGCAUGAUGGCGCUCUACACGGAGAACCAGAAGAGGAUGAACCAGGAUGUGGGCAAGGCAGGGAGCACCGAGCGUGGUGCAGGCCCCGAGGAGACGCAUUCCGGCAGCGACCUGCUUGCAGACCUGCACGCCACCUCUUGCGGCUUGAAGUCUCUGGCUAGUUCGACUGCUGCCGAGGGUCUCGAGGUCUGCCGUCGUGCAUGCGGUGGUCACGGAUACAGCAACUUCUCUGGCAUCGGCACGUGGUAUGCUGACUACCUUCCUACCGUCACCUGGGAGGGUGACAACUACAUGAUCACGCAGCAGGUUGCGCGGUACCUCCUGAAGUCGGCGCGCAGCGUUCUCAGGGGCGAGAAGGCCACCAACGACACCACGGCGAUCCUCAAGAACUACCUCGACAAGUCUGACAUGGGCGCGGCAUUCGACGUGCUGGGCAAGGAUGAGGACAUUGUCGCCGCCUUCGCAUGGCGUGCGUCGUUCCUGACUUUUGAGGCGCUGAAGCACCGCGACGAGCAGAAGCGGCCGUGGAACGACCUCCUGGUCGAUUUCUACCGCCUGAGCAAGGCGCACUCGCAAUACCUGGUGGUGAAGAACUUCUACGAGUCGCUCCAGGCCACCGAGUUCAACCGCGAGCUCGACCCCGAGACGCAGACGCUCAUGUACAAGCUCUUCCGCCUCUACGCGCUCCACACGCUCGAGAGCGAGGCCUCCGAGUUCUACACGUCCAGCGCCGUCACGGUGCGCCAGAUCCAGCUCGCGCGCACCAACGCCGUCAUGAAGCUGCUCGGCGAGAUCCGGCCGCACGCGGUGCGCCUUGUCGACGCGUGGGACUUCCCUGAUUGGCAGCUUGACAGCUCGCUCGGCCGGGCGGAUGGCAAGGUCUAUGAGGACAUGUUCCACCGCGCUAGCGAGCUGAACCCGCUGAACAGCAUUACGUUCGACCCGUACCCUGAUUCACCCGUGCUGUUCAAGGAGAACAAGAGCCAGGAGUACAAGAGCAAGUUGUGA
Lasiodiplodia theobromae is the source of this 2109-nucleotide messenger RNA. RefSeq names its product Acyl- oxidase. The record is from RefSeq and is a predicted model, not a curated record. Gene Ontology annotation, molecular function: FAD binding; acyl-CoA oxidase activity; fatty acid binding. The coding region runs from base 1 to 2109 and encodes 702 amino acids. Gene Ontology annotation, cellular component: peroxisome. The transcript has 3 exons. Gene Ontology annotation, biological process: lipid homeostasis; fatty acid beta-oxidation using acyl-CoA oxidase. NCBI's taxonomy places the organism in Eukaryota, Fungi, Ascomycota, Dothideomycetes, Botryosphaeriales, Botryosphaeriaceae.